AUGGCAUUUGCAGUAAACAUGAUUAGUCAGUUUAUGCACUCACCGGGCCAAGAACACUUUGAAGUUGCCUACAGGACACUUAGAUAUCUAAAGGGAACACCUGGAAAAGGACGGAUUAAAAAAUUUGGUCAUCUGCAAGCAGAAGUCUAUACUGAUGCUGAUUGUGCAGGUAGCACUACAGACAGAAGGUCAACAUCAAAAUACUGCACUUAUAUUGGAGGAAAUCUUGUUUCUUGGAGGAGCAAAAAAAAAAGUGUUGUAGCACAUAGCAGUGCUGAAGCUGAAUUCAGAUCCCUUGCACAUGGAAUUUGUGAAGCAAUAUGGAUUAAAAGGUUACUAUAA
This is a messenger RNA of Hibiscus syriacus, 342 nucleotides long. RefSeq lists its product as uncharacterized. The record is from RefSeq and is a predicted model, not a curated record. The transcript has a single exon. NCBI's taxonomy places the organism in Eukaryota, Viridiplantae, Streptophyta, Magnoliopsida, Malvales, Malvaceae. The coding region runs from base 1 to 342 and encodes 113 amino acids.